Messenger RNA from Botrytis byssoidea, 846 nucleotides. RefSeq lists its product as uncharacterized. NCBI's taxonomy places the organism in Eukaryota, Fungi, Ascomycota, Leotiomycetes, Helotiales, Sclerotiniaceae. Bases 1 to 846 code for a protein of 281 amino acids. Gene Ontology annotation, molecular function: DNA-binding transcription activator activity, RNA polymerase II-specific; zinc ion binding. The record is from RefSeq and is a predicted model, not a curated record. Gene Ontology annotation, biological process: regulation of transcription by RNA polymerase II. The transcript is spliced from 3 exons.
AUGGCAACCCCAGUAUCAAGAGGCCUUAGAGCCCAUAGAAAGUCUCGACAAGGGUGCAUGGCAUGUAAAGCACGGAAGGUGAAGUGCAACGAAGCACGCCCGGCAUGUGAUGCGUGCGUCCGCCGAGAAAUAUCAUGUCACUAUCCUGAGCCAGCUCAAAAACGACCGACAGAUACAAGGUCCCCUUCCAAUCCGCCUUAUGACCUUGAUCCUUCCAAAGAACUCGAUAUUACAGUGGCCCGUGAAUCAAAAGAACGUCGAUUGCUUGAAAUGCGCCUGCUUCACCACUUUUGUACCGAGACCGCCCGAAAAGGAUUCCUGUCCAUUCACGAUGAAGGUGUUCGUGAUGUUUGGACUAAAGGUGCUCCGACUCUAGCUUUUGAUCAUCCAGUUCUCUUGAAUAUGAUCAUAUCAAUUGCAGCUCUCCAUCUCACUAAGAUCAAUCCAGCGGCUGAAGAUAUGGCAGAUGUUCAUCGGAUGUAUUUCAAUGCAGCUGUUCUUCCAACUCAGGUAUUCGCUCUUCUCCGUGGAAAUUUUGUUCUGUUUUCGCAAACAAUGCCCAUGCUAGAUCCAAAUAGUCAACUAGAAGCUCUUAUAUCUGCCAAACCAGACAUGAAGACGUUAAUGGAAGAUGUUCGUAGCAAAAUAUAUCACGAACCAUUCUCAGAGCUUCUAAAUCGGAGGGCGCCGGGUGAGAUUAUUGAUGAAGAAAGCCAGGCUGCUUUUACUUUUGCAUUAAAUUAUUGUGGAUGCAUUCUAUUUGGUAUUGAAGGUGGGGAGGAUCUUUAUGAACUUCGCCGUGUCAUUUAUGCCUUUUCGACAGUCGCACUUAAAGCAUUUGUUUAG